Molecule: messenger RNA, 1394 nt
Organism: Cannabis sativa
Lineage: Eukaryota; Viridiplantae; Streptophyta; Magnoliopsida; Rosales; Cannabaceae
Exons: 5
Coding region: 192-1232 (346 amino acids)
Cellular component (GO): chloroplast
Source: RefSeq, a predicted model, not a curated record
GAAAAAAAGAAAAUAUUUGGUCCUCUUAAUUGUGUAUAACUAUAAGCCCAGAAUAACAAAGCCCAAUAACCUAUUAAGCAUUGAUUACAAUUUCAGGCGGGGAAGGCAAGGAGCAGGUGGUGAGGGGUUUAACGUUUUAGCUACUGAGCUAAAACUCUGCUUCUGCUAAAACCCUAACUCACCAAAAUAAAAUGAUGCUGCAAUCCAUUUGUCUUGGUUUUUCUCCCCCGAAAUUGGGUGUCCCUUUUCGGGGUGUAUCAAAUGUUUCUGGAAAAGAUGUUGGUUUUAGGAACCAAAGACUUCUUUUUGGAACUACACCCAGAUGUUCAAAGAGGUUUGAGAAGCUUACGUCGCUGCCAAGCUUUAAAAAAGGAGGUUUUGUAUGCAAAUGCAAUGCAAAGUUGGAAAAUUCUGGAAACGAAAAUUCUAGGUUGCCCAUUGUUAGAUAUGAAGGAGUAGAGCCAUUUCGUGGAAAAUCAGGAUCAGUUUCAUUCCACGGGUUGACUCACCAGUUAGUAGAGGAAAGUAAAUUGGUGUCUGCACCUUUCAAUGAAGAAAAGGGUUCGUUUUUAUGGGUUUUGGCUCCGCUUGCUAUAAUCUCGUCUUUAAUUCUACCACAAUUCUUCGGUGGUGCCAUCGAAGCUUUCUUGAAGGAGGAUAUCCUCGUAGAAAUAGUGAGCUCGUUGGUAUUUGAAGCUGCAUUUUAUAUUGGCGUUGCAAUAUUUCUUCUUGUAACCCACCAUGUCCAAAGACCAUAUUUACAGUUCAGUCCCAAGAGGUGGGGUCUCAUCACAGGCCUUAGGGGAUACUUAACAACUUCUUUCUUUACAAUGGGCUUCAAGGUUAUGGCACCCAUGUUUGCUGUCUAUGUAACCUGGCCAGUAAUUGGUUUCCCAGCUUUGGUUGCGGUGCUUCCUUUUCUAGUUGGCUGCGCUGCUCAGUAUGUUUUUGAACUAAGCCUUGACAAGCGCGGAUCAUCUUGUUGGCCACUUGUUCCAAUAAUUUUCGAGGUAUAUAGACUAUAUCAGUUGACAAGAGCCACCUUUUUCAUAGAGAAAUUGUUGUUUGCCUUGAAAGAUAUUCCGUUGGGAUCCCCAGAAGUGAUGGAAAGAAGUGGUGCUUUGUUUUCAAUGGUUGUAACCUUCCAAGUCCUUGGUUUGGUAUGCCUCUGGUCAUUGAUGGCUUUUCUUUUGAGGCUUUUUCCAUCUAGACCUGUGGCAGAGAAAUACUGAUGUUUUGAUGUGUAAUACUAAAAAAAUAAGCGUAAGAUUUACUGUUGCCAUUAGUUCUGUUUUUUGAUCCCAGAUUUUGGUCCAUAAAUGUACGAAUAUAUACGGUUAAUAUGAAGAUUAAGCAAAACUAGAUUCCACAUGCUAUACUGACUGGCAUGGUCA